CAUAUCCAACGCGGAGUUUUUAUCUUUUUGUUUUAUGACUUUUUCUUCCUUAAUUUUUUCCCUCUUGUAACAGAACUCCUCUUUUAGGUCUUAUCCCCAAAUAAGGCCUUGACAUCACCUUUAGCCCUAGCCCUAGCUUUUAGGUCCAAUUAGGGUUUUUGAUUUCCAAGCUCAAAACUUGAAUAGGAAGCUCGAAACUUUGAAGCUCAAGCCCAUUAGCUUCGUCUUCCACCUCUGGUUUCUGUUGCAGAAAUUCGAUUUUUUUUUUUAAUUCGGAUUUUCGGAAGUUUAAAAAAUAUAAUUCUGAAUUUGUUUUCGCGGGCGGAUUUUCUGUAGUUUGUUUGAUUUACUUAACUACAGAUCUGUUAAUCGAGGAUUAUGACUUCUAUGGAUAUGGACUCGCCGACAACCCCUAUUUUGGCCAUUACUCCUGUAAUGCUUCCUGAUAACAAUGAAGAGCCCAUUUCUGAGGAGCAGCCCAAUAAACGCAGGAGAAAGAAGUCGAUUGUUUGGGAACACUUCACUAUAGAAACUGUUGGUCCUGGUUGUAUGAGGGCAUGCUGCAAGCAGUGCAAGAAAUCAUUUGCUUAUAUAACUGGUUCAAAGCUAGCAGGGACCAGCCACCUUAAGCGACACAUUGCCUUGGGGAUCUGUCCAGUAAGCCGUCAGAAAAAUGAAGCAUCCCAAAUGACAUCAGGUGUGAAAACUGAUCCACCUAGAAGACGCUACCGAGCAACUCCUGGAGUUGGAAGCAUUCCCUUUGAUCAGGAUCGUUGCAACCAGGAGAUAGCUAAGAUGAUUAUACAGCAUGAAUAUCCACUCCACAUGGUGGAACAUCCUGCCUUCAUUGAUUUUGUCCGAACUCUUCAACCCCAGUUCAAUGUGGCGAGUUUCAACACCAUUCAAGGAGAAUGUGUGGCAAUGUACCUGAGGGAAAAGCAACACCUUUUGAAUCUUGUCAGUGGGAUUCCUGGACGAGUCAGCCUUACUUUGGAUUUAGCGACUUCAAACCUUAAUAUUGGCUAUGCUUUUCUAGCAGGACACUUCAUUGAUGAUGAUUGGAAUUUGCAUCGCUUGGUCCUUAAUGUUGUCAUGCUUCCUUUUCCUGAUUCGGAUUAUGCCUUUAAUCAGGCUGUUGUGUCUUGCAUAUCUGAUUGGAACUUGGAGAGCAGGCUAUUUACCCUUACCCUUGAUCAACCCUUUUCAAAUGAAAACAUAAUUGUAAAUCUCAGAGGCCUGUUGUCUGUCAAGAACCCACUUUUGUUCAAUGGUCAAUUAUUGAAAGGGAAUUGCUAUGCUCGUGUUUUAAGUCGUCUUGCACAAGAUGCACUUGGAGCAAUGGGGGAAGUUAUCAGGAGAAUCCGUGAAAGUGUGAAGUAUGUGAAAACCUCAGAAACACAUGAUGAGAAGUUUAAUGAGCUGAGGCAACAACUUCAAGUCCCUAGCACAAAAGAGCUCAUCAUUGACGAUCAAACCAAAUGGAGCACUACUUACCAAAUGCUGGUGGCUGCUUGUGAAUUAAAGGAAGUAUUUGCCUGCUUGGAUACCUCUGACCCUGUUUACAAGAUAAACCCAUCAAUGGAUGAUUGGAAGCAGGUGGAAAUUCUGUGCACAUACUUGAAGCUUUUCUAUGAUGCAGCUAGCAUUUUAACUGGCCCAACAUAUCCACCUGCCAAUGCAUUUUAUCAUGAAGUGUCCAAGGUCCAGCUAGAGCUGACACAUGCAGCCAUGAGCCAGGACCCAUUUGUCAGCACCCUAACCAAACCUUUGAAAGAGAAGUUUGAUCAAUAUUGGAGGGACUGCUUCCUUGUUUUGGCAAUUGCUGUUGUCAUGGAUCCGAGAUUUAAAAUGAAACUUGUUGAGUUCAGUUUUUCUAGGAUCUUUGGUGAGGAUGCUGGUAUGUGGGUCAAGUUUGUUGAUGAUGGGAUUCAUGAACUCUUUCGGGAAUAUCUUGCACCAAAUCUUUCUGUAUCGACUUCUUUUAUGGAAGCAGAGGAUAUGGGCAUCCCUCAAUCAGAGAUACUUCAAGAAGUACCCCCUAAAGAAGUAGCACCCCAGGAAGCACACUUUGAAGUACCCCUUCAAUUGGAUAACCCUGCAAAUGCAUCUCCACAAGAAGUCCACUCUCAAGGAGCAGCCUUUCAAGAUGUAAAGCCUGAAGAAGCAACUCCCCAAGUGCACUCUAAAGAUGAACCUCCACAAGAUGCAUCUCAUCAAAUGAUGUACCAUCUUGAAGAAGCUGAACAAAAGGUGCACCCUCAGGAAGUAUCAAUGCGAGAGAUGCAGACUCAGGAAAUACCAGUACAGGAGAUGGACACUCGAGAAAUACCAGUGCAGGAGAUGCGUGCUCAAGAAGCAUCAGUGCCAGAGAUGCAUGCUCAAGAAACACCAGUGCAGGAGAUUCCCUCUCAAGAAGCACCAGCGCAUCAAGAAAUACCAUUGCAAGAUGCAGACACUCAAGAAGUACCUGCUCAAGAGAUGAAUGCUCAAGAAGUACCUGCUCGAGAGAUGCAUGCUCAUGAAGUGCCUGCUGAAGAGAUGCACACUCGAGAAGUACCAUCUCAAGAUAUGCAUGCUGAAGAAGUUCUGUCUCAAGAGAUGCAUUCUAAAGAAGUAUGUAACCAAGAGGUGCACCCUCAAGAAGUGGUGGCUCAAGAGGAGCACCAUCAAGAAGUGGUGACUCAGGAGAAGCACCAUCAAGAAGUGGUGGCUCAAGAAGAGCACCGUCAAGAAGUGGUGACUCAGGAGAUACACCCUCCAGAAGCACAGACCCAGGAGAUGCAUCCUCCAGAAUGUCAGACCCAGGAGAUGCAGAAUCCAGAAUCACAGACCCAGGAAAUGCACUCUCCAGAAGCAGAGACCCAGGCGAUGCACCCUCCGGAAGCACAGACGCAUGAGGUACACCUUCAAGAAGAAGCACAGACCCAUGAGAUGCACUUUCCAGAAGAGCAGACUCAUGACAUGCACCUUCAAGAAGCAGAGACUCAUGAUGUGCACUCUCAAGAAGUACAGGUUUAUGGGAUGUACCCUCAAGAAACGGAGGCUCGCAGGAUGCACCCUCAAGAAAUGGAGGCUCGCAGGAUGCACCCUCAAGAAGCACAGACCCACGAGAUGCACCAUCAUGAAGCACAGACGCAUGAGAUGCACCAUCAAGAAGUACAGACUCAAGAGAUGGACCAUCAAGAAAUACAGACUCAAGAGAUGCACCAUCAAGAGUUCUCCCAAGAGAUGCACCAUUAUGAGCUCUCUCAAGAGAUACAGCCUUAUGAAGGGCACCAUCAAGAUUUACCUAUGCUUUCUAUUGGGGAUGGGCUUUCUGAUUUUGAUGUGUAUAUAUCUGAGAUUUCAUGUAGCCAACACAUGAAAUCAGAAUUGGAUCAGUAUCUCGAGGAGUCUCUCUUGCCUCGGGUACAAGAAUUUGAUGUGUUAGGUUGGUGGAAACUAAACAAACUGAAGUACCCAACUCUCUCUAAGAUGGCUGCUGAUAUUUUGUCAAUCCCAAUUUCUACUGUUCCUUCUGAUUCUGUAUUUGACACUGGAAGUAAAAGGAUAGAUAGCUACCGGAGUUCACUGCGACCUGUUACACUUGAAGCCCUUAUUUGUGCUAAGGAUUGGCUUCAAUAUGGAUCAUCAGCAUCAUCAUUGGAUAAUUCUAAUGCAAUUGUGAAAAUGGAAUAUUAGUUAUAUAGGAUUCAGUUUACAUCCUAUAGCGUAGAUAUUUUGACUUGGAUUUAGGCUUGUGAUUUUUGUUUUGUAUUUUUUGUUUCUGCACUUAUCAUGAGAUGCUAUUGUCUGGAUUUUGUUUUUACUUCUAAAGGAAUUGUGUUAAUCUUGAA
Hevea brasiliensis (rubber tree) is the source of this 3836-nucleotide messenger RNA. Its product is annotated as zinc finger BED domain-containing protein DAYSLEEPER. The record is from RefSeq and is a predicted model, not a curated record. Gene Ontology annotation, molecular function: DNA binding; protein dimerization activity. Lineage: Eukaryota; Viridiplantae; Streptophyta; Magnoliopsida; Malpighiales; Euphorbiaceae. The transcript has 2 exons. Bases 379 to 3681 code for a protein of 1100 amino acids.